Drosophila busckii is the source of this 708-nucleotide messenger RNA. RefSeq lists its product as uncharacterized. Lineage: Eukaryota; Metazoa; Arthropoda; Insecta; Diptera; Drosophilidae. Bases 62 to 397 code for a protein of 111 amino acids. The transcript is spliced from 3 exons. The record is from RefSeq and is a predicted model, not a curated record.
UAAUUUUGUUAAAAACAAAUCUUAUUUAGUCCAUAUUGAGAGCAUCUUGAGAAAAUUAAAUAUGGAAAGCAAUAACACAUCUCUCUUACCAUACUUGUUGUCACUUUUAGGCCGUCAAUCAAAUUUCUGUUCCUCAAUCGACGAGCUAUGUGAUCAGGUGCAGGACUUGAUCAUGGAGGACGUGAUUGGUCCAUAUGGUACUUUAAGGCGAGCGGUUAAAUUUGCUGUGGCGAUGGGUGUUAAUCUUGGAUUGCUCUCUCUCAGCGAUAAGCGUGUCAGAAUGCCAUUCAAAUUGAGUCCAAAAAGACCAGCGACACUCAAGACCAUAGCCAAACAAAACCAGUUCCUAAGGCUGUCAAACGCAGAGCGACUAGGCGUCGGGCUACAGGGGCAAUAAAACGUCCUACAUUCAAGAAAAUGCGAUGCCCUCCAGCCUUGGGGAAAUCAAGACAGCAGCGUGAUCGCCGAAAUAAACCAAUUUAAAAUAGUCGUAAUUAAAGUAAAAAGCGCAAUAUGAUUCUAUUUCACAGCUUUUUAUGAAAAUGACAUUUGCUAAGAGCCAAAAAGGAAGGUGUGGUAGAAAAUGAAGUGAAUUUCGACGGGGCCGGGGUAACGACAACUAGGUCAACUAAUUAUCAGGGAAAAUAUACACAUGUACACAUUCAUAUACUAAAACCUGUAUGCGUGGCAUUAUUUAUUUGAUUCAUU